AUGGCCGGGAGGGGCGCGAGUGGCCUAGUCCACAAGACUGGCCUCUGGAGCUCGCGCCUCUCGUCAUCCAUUGAGCACUUUAGUGCGAAUAUCCAGACCUGUCUGUGUCUCCUGUGUACCCUCUCUCGCACAGAGAUGUGGACGAGUGAAGAAAUCGCAGACAACAUGCCGCCCGGCUCCGACCCCUCGCCCGAGGGCGGUUCGGAGCUGGAGCGGCUCGAGACUCUCACAGAGACGCUUCGCGGCAAGCUGGCCGCGGCGAUGGCCAGAAAGGCGGACGGCGCCGCCGGCGGGAGCGACGCGGCCGAGCUGGUCGCCGGCUCGGGGCUGGCGUUGCUCGAGCUCAAGCAGCUCAACCGUCGUGUGUGGGAGCUGGUGGGGGAGUAUAAGGAGGGCACGCAGCGGGCCAACGCUGGGGUCGACGCCGCCGAGCUCAAGCUUCAGAAUCUGCAGUACGAGAAGAACCACUUUCUGCGAGAGAUCACGCACCUGCGCGACUUUCGGCAGGACGCGGGCCCGCGGAUCGAGCUGCUGCCCGAGAGCGAAUUCGCGGCGGCGGCGCCGGAGGAGCUGCGCGGCACGUCCAAGGCGGCCGACCCGCACCAGUUCCACCUCAACCGCCUCGAGCUCGAGCGGAGGCAGCGCGAGUCGCUUUGCGGCGAGCGGGACGCGAGGGCGGCGGAGCGCACGGCGGCGGCGGAGCGGAAUGCGGAGAAGCGGGCCUUCCUGGAGGGGCUGCAGGCGCAGCUGGCGUCGCUCACCACCCUCUCGCUCCCGCUGCAGCGCCUCCUCGAGCAGAAACACACCCAGCGCUGGAACGAGCGCCGCACAUUGCACCUGCUCGCGCCUCCGCUGCGCGCGCUGUAC
Emiliania huxleyi CCMP1516 is the source of this 867-nucleotide messenger RNA. RefSeq lists its product as hypothetical. NCBI's taxonomy places the organism in Eukaryota, Haptophyta, Isochrysidales, Noelaerhabdaceae. Gene Ontology annotation, biological process: positive regulation of DNA-templated transcription, elongation; mRNA export from nucleus. The transcript has a single exon. The annotation marks the transcript as partial. The record is from RefSeq and is a predicted model, not a curated record. Gene Ontology annotation, cellular component: THO complex part of transcription export complex. Gene Ontology annotation, molecular function: mRNA binding.